UAUACUGAAAGUCUGAUGAGCCUUUCAAAAGUUGAAGUGACAACAGCAGAUUCCCAAUCUCUACGGGACCAGGGGAACGGUUGCGGACUUCAGGGGGCGGGGGAACGAAGCCCACCGAGGCGAAACAAAAAGUUUCGAAAACCGUCUCCCGAAUUUCGGGAUGAUGGAGUCGGGAGAAGAGAUGGACAGUCGUACGUCCCAUCGGAUGGUUAUUCCAGGACCUCCGGUACCGGUGGAACAGACUGGGUGGAUGAGAACCAGAACGGCUAUACCAAAUUCCAAACAAAAGGGUCUCGAAAAGAGGCUGAUGGCCAGCAGCAGGAAUAUCAGGAUGGAGCGAUACAGCCAGUGGUUGAGCAGAGUGAACACUCCAACUAUCAGGUGGACGUCAUUGAAAGCUUUGAUGAUAUGAACUUGAAUGAAUCCUUACUCCGAGGAAUCUACGCCUAUGGUUUUGAAAAGCCUUCCGCUAUUCAGCAGAGAGCAAUCAAGCCCUGUAUUGAUGGAAUUGAUGUGAUUGCACAGGCCCAGUCGGGUACUGGAAAGACCGCUACUUUCUCAGUAGCAAUCCUUCAGAAACUUGAUGUGAACAACAAAUACUGCCAGGCCCUGGUCCUGGCCCCAACCAGAGAGUUGGCACAACAGAUCCAGAAAGUGGUGGUGGCCCUGGGGGACUACAUGAGUGCCUCAUGCCACGCCUGUAUUGGUGGUACUAAUGUACAGGCUGAUGUAGCUAAGCUGAAAUCUGGCGUACAGAUUAUUGUUGGUACCCCAGGCCGUGUGUACGACAUGAUCCAGCGCAAAGCUCUGGACCCCUCUACCAUUGAAUUGUUCAUCCUGGACGAGGCUGAUGAAAUGUUGUCAAGAGGGUUCAAGGAUCAAAUCUACGACAUUUUCAGAUUCUUGAAAGAAUCCAUACAGGUUAUCCUGUUGUCUGCCACCAUGCCAAAUGAGGUAUUGGAGGUGACAACCAAGUUCAUGCGAGACCCCGUUCGCAUCUUGGUGAAGAAAGAUGAACUUACCCUUGAUGGUAUCAAGCAGUUUUAUGUCAAUGUGGAAAAAGAGGAUUGGAAGUUGGAUACCCUGUGUGACUUGUACGAGACAUUGACGAUCACACAAGCUGUCAUCUUCUGUAACACGAGGAGGAAGGUGGACUGGCUCACCGAGAAGAUGUUGAGCAGGGACUUCACAGUCUCAUCCAUGCAUGGAGAGAUGGACCAAAAGGAACGUGAUGUGAUUAUGAGGGAGUUCCGUACCGGCUCUAGCCGUGUUCUCAUCACCACCGAUCUGUUGGCCAGAGGUAUUGAUGUCCAGCAGGUCUCCCUGGUCAUCAACUACGACCUCCCUGCCAACAGGGAAAACUACAUCCACAGAAUCGGACGUGGUGGACGAUUUGGACGUAAAGGUGUUGCAAUUAACUUCAUCUCGAGUGAGGAUAAACGUCCCCUGAAGGACAUUGAACAAUUUUACAAUACAAACAUUGAGGAAAUGCCUAUGAAUGUAGCAGAUUUGAUCUAGAUAUUGCAAUUGUGGUCAGAGUAAAGCGGAGAUAUAGCAUCUCAACCUGUGGAUAUAUAUCGCUGUCAUAGCAGAGGCGUACACACAAAGUGGAAUGUAACAUUGUCAAUUGGACACUGUAUACUGCAAAAUAUUUUUUGCCCGGAAUAUAAACAUUUUGGGUGUCCCGUGAGGAACUCUUGACAUUUAUAAUACUAGUGCGUACCUUUAUAAAGGUGAGCCAAGUUUUAUGGUUAUCAUAGAUAUACUGAGGACUUUGUUAAUAACCAUUCGUGGUUGAUCCUGUAAUCAACGGAGGACACAAUUUUAUAGUUAUUUAACACUAUCAAUAAUAUUAGUGUUUUUUUCUCCGAUAUUAAAUUAUUUUUAGUAGUGCUAGGACAUAUUUGGUGCCUGGACAGAUUUUUUUUUUAUAUACAAACUUUUUGUUCUCGUGAUUUUUUUUUUUUUGUAUAAAUUGUAUUGAAACUUGACAGGUGCAAAAUUGUGGGUGUGGUCAAGUGGUCAACAGGUGUUCUGUGUUUUAUUUAUAGUCUCGCUCUCUCUACAGUGAACUUGUUGGCACUUCGCUGCAGUACACGAAAAUUUCAACUAUUUCCGAUUGCUACAUCAAAUUAACGCUUAUCUGUGCUUACUUACUGUGAAAUACUGAUCAAUCAAUUUUUGUUGUGUCUCGAGAAAAAAAACUUUGUACAGCGUGCUAGUAAAUCACAACAUGUGCUGGUCGAAUCCAAGGUGGAAAAGAACAAUGUUCUGGGCAUACAACACCUGCCAACCUGUGAGUUAUGUGACAUGUGAAAAAGAUUCAAGCCAUAGAUGUAUUAAAAAAUUGUUGUACAAACCACAA
This is a messenger RNA of Mizuhopecten yessoensis (Yesso scallop), 2365 nucleotides long. Its product is annotated as ATP-dependent RNA helicase eIF4A-like. The coding region runs from base 16 to 1518 and encodes 500 amino acids. Gene Ontology annotation, molecular function: translation initiation factor activity; RNA helicase activity; ATP binding. Lineage: Eukaryota; Metazoa; Mollusca; Bivalvia; Pectinida; Pectinidae. Gene Ontology annotation, cellular component: cytoplasmic stress granule. The transcript has 10 exons. Gene Ontology annotation, biological process: cytoplasmic translational initiation. The record is from RefSeq and is a predicted model, not a curated record.